Exophiala bonariae is the source of this 1833-nucleotide messenger RNA. RefSeq lists its product as uncharacterized. Gene Ontology annotation, molecular function: riboflavin kinase activity. Lineage: Eukaryota; Fungi; Ascomycota; Eurotiomycetes; Chaetothyriales; Herpotrichiellaceae. Gene Ontology annotation, biological process: FMN biosynthetic process; riboflavin biosynthetic process. Gene Ontology annotation, cellular component: mitochondrion. The transcript has a single exon. The record is from RefSeq and is a predicted model, not a curated record. Bases 1 to 1833 code for a protein of 610 amino acids.
AUGGACCCCGCUAGAGCCCAGCGGCCAAAUUUGAGCUAUGCCCAGACCGACACUCUCAACCAUGGAUAUGGGAGAAAUGAGGAUGUUUCCUUGGAUGAACAAGCUGCAGUCCUCCAAGCGAUGUCACUAGAAACUCCCGCAGAAGCAGGGCUAACUCAGUCACCGACGACCUACUCAAGUGGCUCUAGCUAUCAUACACUGCGCUCAACUGUCAGUCUAUCAACCCUGAACAGCCCGACAAGUCCCAUAAACCCGACAAACGAAAAGCCCAAAGCUGGACAAAUAUUCAAAUCAGCGUUGCAAGAUGCAAGACACUUCGCCGGUGGACUCAUCAGCCACCCUUAUGAGUCGACGAAACACUAUUCAAUCCUGCGCCAUUCUCACGGGCUGGUCUACUACACCGGCACAUCCACCAAUCUCGCAAUCACGAUUUUUUCAGAUAGAGACCUUCCCAUUGACAGAACGCUUUGGCUGCAGCGCAAAGGAUUUUCCGGCAAGACCGGACUGAAGAUCGGAGGGCUACUUGGCGCUCGAAGCACCUGGGUCAAUGUGACUCCCGCCGUCAGAGCGACGCCCGCGCAACUCGAGCCAACCGAUGAGAGGGCAUGGCAACGGGACAUCAAGAAGUUCUUAAAGAAGGCUCCGAAGGAGAUUCGAUCCCAUCUCGUCCGAGAGACAGAUAUCCUUCGUAUUCCCUGCGAGGCCGAUGACGGCUAUUUGCGGGUGGUGUUAUGCACAGCUGAUGGAAAGAAAGUCCUAUGCGGAAGUCCGAUAUUCAGACUCGCUUCUUCGUCGACCGACGGCAGCUCUAUCAGAGGUGCAUCCCUGGUGACGAUGCCGCUAGAAGUGGGGAUCAAGAUUGCUUCGGUGGUGGCCAACAAUGCCGUCGCAGCCACACUCAGCCCUGCCGCGGAGACGGCGAGGACUUUUGUCUCCACCAAGGUCUCGCAGAUAUAUCAGCCCAGCGCGAUACUUCAGUCGACGGUCACGACUGCAUAUGAUUCUAGCGGCAUGCAGGGACACAUUGACCGUGCCAACGAGCAAUACGACAGGAAAAGAGACGAAUCUUUCAACGCGACAAACACCACCGCGUUCGACGCUCUCGCUCGCGCUGAUAUCAUUGGCGACGAAUCAGGCCCGAAUUCUCCCUUCCCCGUGAUGUUCCAAGGCAAGGUUAUCCCCGGCAGUGGAACCAGCACGGUACAGUGGAACAUGCCCACCGCCAAUCUGACCGCAGUCUCCGAGGACAUCCUCCUACGCCACCGCGGCGUCUACUUCGGCUGGGCUGCAAUCCAUCUCCCCACAAAAGUCGCUGUCGAGAAGGAGCUAUCAAGCGACUGGCACCAAGCCAUAAUCUUCAUCGCUCCGGAUCCAACGGCCCGACGGACAGUGGUCCACAAGAACACAGCGCGAGUCUACGUGAUCCACGACUUCCAAGCGACGCUCUUCUUUGACGCCAAACUCUCCGUCAUGAUGAUGGGGUUCCUGCGCCACGUCCACGUCGACGAGUCCGCCGAGCUUGGAGGCCGAGACCCGGACCGCGACGCCCAAUUGUUCGACGUGUACAAAGACAUCGCCGUGGCGACGGCGAGUCUGGCCCGGCCGAACUGGCAAGCCGACGCGACGCUCGAGCGCGUCGAGUCGGCCGCGUCCGCCAGAUCGUUCCGGGACCGCUAUGUCGAUCUCAGGCAGUCCAGCCAGCGCCACAUCGACCGCGUGCCCGUCCACAUGUUGGGCAUCCGCACGGAAGGGGCAGGGCUGAAGGAUCGCUUGAUUGGAAAUGGCGGCGUCUGCGUCCCCAGGCAGGGUCUGACGCAUACUUUCACGGCGUGA